Gekko japonicus is the source of this 3211-nucleotide messenger RNA. It is a transcript of the gene TCF25, whose product is annotated as transcription factor 25 (basic helix-loop-helix). The record is from RefSeq and is a predicted model, not a curated record. Gene Ontology annotation, cellular component: RQC complex. Gene Ontology annotation, molecular function: protein binding. The transcript is spliced from 18 exons. Bases 23 to 2101 code for a protein of 692 amino acids. Lineage: Eukaryota; Metazoa; Chordata; Lepidosauria; Squamata; Gekkonidae.
CCCGGCCUGCUACAGCCCGGGGAUGUCGCGGCGGGCCUUGAGGCGGCUACGGGGGGAGCUGCGCGGGCAGGCGCUGCCGGAGGUCGAAGAGGAGGAGGAGGAGGAGGAAGAAGAAGAAGAGGAGAAGCGGCAGCAGCAGCAGCCGUCGGCGGGGCCUGGGCAGGACGGGGCGAGCGCCAGGCGGAGGAAGGCCCGGCAAGAGCCGGGCGGGCGCGUCGCCAACCUCUUCGAGCUGAUAACCAGUGAUGAUCCUGAGGGUGAGCCAGUAUCCAUUGAGGAGAGAGAUGAUUCUAGGCUGCAGGAGGAGGGGCACACAGGGAACAAAGAAGAAGCUGAACUUGGAUGUUUGGAGAGUGACAGGGGGAAAGAUGGAGAAGAGGCGGAUCCAUCUAACAAGACGGCUGUAUCAAGUAACAAAUCACGGAAGAAGAAGAAGAAAAGAAAGAACAAGAAGAAUGCAGCAGGCGAGGCUCCCUGCCCCCAGGAUGAAAAUGAUGAUGCAGAAGACAUCGAGAGUAUCCUGGUGAGGCUUGAGAGCACUACAGGGCCAUGGUGCCAAAGCGAAGGCAGGGUCAUCGCAGACAGUCGGCCGCUGCUCUACGUGGAGCACAGGAACUUGAAUCCAGAAACUGAGCUGAAGAGGUAUUUCGGGGCCCGAGCGGUUCUAGGCGAUCAGAGGCCAAGGCAGAGGCAGCGGCCACAUCUCCGCAGCACGUGGCUGACAGUGCCCAAGAGUGCUUGGCCACGCCACAGCAAGACAGGUCUCUCCAUGCGGCUGCUUGAGUCCAAACGGGGGGUGCAGCACUUUGCGUUCGAGCACCACCGAGAGUACCAGCAAGUGCAGUUCAAGUUCUUGGACGCGGUGGAGUCCAUGGACCCCAACAACCUCGUGCUUCUGCUCCAGGUGAACCCUUACCACGUGGACUCGCUGCUGCAGCUCAGUGAUGUGUGUCGGAUGCAGGAAGACCAGGAGAUGGCCAGAGACCUCGUGGAGAGGGCCCUCUACACCCUGGAGUGCGCCUUCCACCCCAUGUUCAGCCUCACCAGCGGGACCUGCAGGCUUGACUACCGGAGGCCGGAGAACAGAGCCUUCUGCCUGGCCCUCUUCAAGCACAUGGUUUUCCUGGAGAAGAGAGGGUGUCCUCGCACCGCUCUGGAGUUCUGCAAACUCAUCCUCAGCCUUGACCCGGAAAAUGACCCCUUGUGCAUGCUGCUGGUGGUUGAUUUGCUGUCCCUUCGGGCGAAGGAGUAUGCCUUUCUCACCCGGAUGUUUCAGGAGUGGGAGAGUCACCGGAACCUCUCUCAGCUGCCCAACUUUGCCUUCUCCGUCCCUCUGGCCAAUUUCUUUCUGAGCCAGCAGGACGAUAUCUCAGAAGCCGAGUCCAGCCGAGCCCACGAGGAAGCCUCCAGCCUCAUUCGGCAGGCACUGGUCAUGUUUCCAAGCGUGCUGAUGCCUCUGCUGGACCUCUGCAGCGUGCAGCCGGAUGCGACGGUGGCUUCCCACGCCUUCUUUGGACCAAAUGCCCAGCUCAGUUCGCCUCCUGCCCUGAACCAGCUGGUGGCGCUCUACGUGGGGCGCACGCACGCCCUGUGGAAGGACCCGGCGGUCAUGGCCUGGCUGGAGACCAACGUGCACGAAGUCCUGCGGGUGGUGGAUGCCCACAGCCCCGUCUUGGAGGAGGCCGAGCAGAAGCGGAAGGUGCGGUACCAGAGUGCUCCUAGGAACAUCUACCGCCAUGUGAUCCUCUCAGAGAUCAGGGAAGCCACUGCAGCGCUGCCUCCGGAAGUGACUUCUCAGCCUAUCAUGGGGUUUGAUCCGCUGCCGCCUCUGGACUCCAUUGUGUCCUACACUCGCCCAGAAAGGGCAGAUCGUCCAGCCAACGAAAGCGCUUUGUCCCUCUUCUUUCGCUCGCUGCUGCCAAACUUCAACUUACAGGGAGAAGUCGGAGCUGCUGGCGCAGAGGAGCCGGGUGCAGGGCAGGACCUGAACCAGGGGGUGAACAGGCUGAUGGCAGCCAUGCGGGACAUGCUGGCCAACAUCCAGUUCCAGGAGCCGCCGCGUGACGACAAUCCUGAGGGGGACGGUGGGGAGUGGGACUGACCCCGAGCCCCCGGCCCCCCCUCCCCUGUAACCUCCCUUGUUGUGUAAUAAACAGGCCAAAGCAGCAGGAGGAAGAGGAGGGGGGGUCUCUGUGCCUGCCCCACUCACACGCUGGAUCCUCUGGCUCAGGGGUGGAGCAGGCGCUUUGCGUGGAGAGCGACUUCCCGGCACAGAGGCCGUUGAGCUAAGUGGACCCCCGGGAAUAAGGGCUCCGGGCUCCGUGGUGGAGGCCCUGCUCCACAUGCGGGGAGUUCUGGGUGCAAGCGGAGGUCUGGGGAGGCACCGAUGCUUCUCCUGUGUCCCCUCACCUCACUUUGCAUCUCCAGAGAGGCUCAUGGAGGAAAUGUUGCCUUGAGAUCCAUAGCCUGUCCCAUCCCAAGAGUUUGUGCAGUGAUGCUGAUUCUGCUCGAUGAGGCAGAGGGGUGUAGCAGUUAGGCGGUGUGGGCCUGGGUUCACAUCUGUACUGGCGGUGUGGGCCUGGGUUCACACCUGUACUUGGUCCCAGUCUCUUUCUUGCAGGGUAGUUGUGAGUAUAAAAUGGUGAAGGAAGAGAGGUAUGUGUCCCUCCCGCCUUUGGAGGGCAGGUGCAAUGCAACCACACUGGGUGAAGUUGGGGGUCGCUUUUAGAGGCCCAGAAAAUCCCCUGGCUGUCAUGCAAGCUCUGUUGGGUACUUGGCCGAAGUAGGGAGUGGAGGUGGUCAACUAAAUUCUCGGUCAGUAACGUGCUGGCACUGCGAGGGCGGCCACUGCUCCUCGGUCUGUGGGUAUGUUCCUGGUUUUCCUCUUCUGAACAUCCGACGCAGCACCUGGGGGACCACCUGCUGGUGCAGCUCACGUGAGCAGCAGUUCUGCACUGACUGUGACUACCGAGAGAGGGAAGCUCCCUGCACAGAAAGAGCCGCUGUGCUGGAAGUCUGGCCGGGCCUGUGAAGCCACCCAAAUCUUUACCUUGGGGUCCAGCUGCCCUGGGAAGAUGGGUGCUACAGUCAUCCCAAAGCCAGGAUUAUUUUCCUUUCUGAGGAAAUGUUGGUCUUCAUGUGGAAGGUCAAACAAGGUAUGGAUAACAGGCACAGUAAACUAAAUAAAUCAGACCCGAAAGAAACUGCAAUA